GUCCAAAACACGGUUGAAACUAAAUCAGUGGACUUAAAACUUACAGCGCGUAAUACAAUCUCGACCUUGGUGUAGUGACAUAGGGACCAUGGUUACUAUGGAGGAAUUUAACAGUCACGCUGAAAAAGUCAAAAAGCUUAAAACAAAACCUAAUGAUAAUGAUCUCCUCGAACUUUACGGCUUGUACAAACAAGCUACGGUUGGUGACAACAAUACAUGUGCACCUGGUAUCCUCGAUCUAAAAGGAAAGGCGAAAUGGAACGCUUGGAAUGGAAAAAAGGGUAAGUAGUCGUUCAAAGCCAUAUACAUGUAGUACAGGCAUGCAUGUACGUAAAAACUAUCUUCACAAGCCCAUAGGCUAGGUUUUCCAUUUGAUUAAUGACAAGUUGCCACAACACUAUAACAAAUAUGCAUUUUGCAGACUAAAUCUGGAAAUUUUUAUGCUUAGGAUGAGUGGAGAGACUCAAAAUAAUCACUCACUAAUCUUAUAUGAUUGGGACACAUGUGCUUUUGCUUAAUUUGCUAUACAUUGUACUGUGUGUCCCCAUGACUGUGGUUCCUUACCAAUAGUUUAUAUUUAAGAUUGUAAGAUCGACCUUAGUAUUGUGUAUUUUAACUAAAACAUGCAGCACAAUGACAGUCGUAGGAAUAAACAACAAAUUUAACCUGACUACCAAGGAAAAAAUUUGUUUACUGUUGCCUAAUUUGUCUUUUUUCUAUAAGCUACUCUUGUGCGCUACAAACUGAACUUGUAGACAGUAUGUAAAACCGUAAGACUAAAUAUUAGUAACCGUUGUUAGAUAUCCCCAUCACAACCGUCUAGAAAUAUAUUAGUAGUGUGACGUUUGGUCUGCUUGGUUCCCUGUUAUUCACCCGUAAACCAAUGACCCUGAAGUACAUUCUAAUUUGAUGUACAGAGAAAUAGAAGCAUUCUAUGCUGGAACAUUGUGCUAAUUAGAUAAAAAAAGUAUACAAGAUAAAGGUGGUUGUGUGCGUCCAACCAAUGUAGUUGAACUAUGUAAAAUAUUUGGUUCAACCUGAGUUUCACUCCUUUUGGAUGUAAAAGACAAGUUUCACUUUAUUUAGUAACUUGUUGUUUCAAAGUAUUUCUCAUACACUAUAAAAAAUUGUUGAGCUCUUGAAUAAUCUUAGAAUGAAAGAAAAUACAGAUUAAAGUAACGAUUUAUAUAUAUGCCUCUAUAUGCGCAUUCGUAUUACCGCUUUUUAAAACAUGACAACUGAGUGUUAGAACUCAGUAGCAAAAUCAUCCUGGGCUUUACAAUUAAUAAUUAUUAUAUUAAGGUUUCUAAGCUGCUUAACAAAUAACCACAACAAAUACUCGUUGAUGGCAAUCUUAAGGGAUCAGUGACCAUUCACCCUCCUACAAACAGAGAAACCUAUAUACCGUGAACUGAGUUCAUAGUCUUCAGCUAAUUAUGAGUGCAAAUAUCCUGAUUUUGUUUGAUACGAAAUGCCGUCAAUUUUUCCGAGUAUUUGUUGAAGGCAAUUGAGAAACUCACAUAAUAUCGGUCACUCAUGUGAUAGGAUGCAAAUUUCACUAAGGGGUGUUUUAAACGUAUGGCUGAAUUAUCCGCCUAAAAGCUUACUAUACUACACGUAUUUUGGCCUUGGAUUACAGUUCAUAUAGAUAAGUUUAGAAAAACUAUUUGUGGUAUAACUGGGUAUCUUUACUCUCAUUUCAUCGUGUAGUUAUUUGCGAAAUGUAGCGACUGUACUUACCGAUGGUAUAAGCCAGUAAAGUGUUUCGCAUUGAUUUAUUUUAUUACCAACCAUCAGCUCGCGGCUUCACUUUUCGAUGUUUGAGAAAUAGUCUAUGUAUCACUGUCUUGAUAAAUGGUCCCAAAAAGUCACCAGUCGGUCUUACGCAACGUAGAGCCUGCUAAAACACUAGCAAAAGUCAUGAAAGUAGUUUCUUGUUAAUUCUAUUACUGUUUACUUCUAAAUUACAGGUAUUUGCAGCGAAGAAGCCAAAACGUUGUACGUGAAUAAAGCUAGAUGCCUUAUUGAAAAAUAUGGACUUGAAUCAUAAUUAUUAAUUUUGUUCAAGGAAACUAAGUUAUUCAGUUAAUAUUCAUAUAUUUUUGAUAUGAUUUACAUAUUGAGUUCGGUUAUAAUUUUUACUCUUUUUUCCUCAUCUUUUUUAUUUGUUACUUUACAAAUGUUAAUCGUAACGAUAGGGGUCAGUAAACAUUUUUGAUAGUUGUUAUUUACUGUAUAUCUAAACGUGUUUUACGACAUUAACGACUUCUAUUGUCUUUCAUACUUUUUUGUAAUAUCGAAAUACAUAUUAAAGGAAACGUGGA
Messenger RNA from Schistosoma guineensis, 2324 nucleotides. The record is from the annotation of a GenBank genome assembly. Lineage: Eukaryota; Metazoa; Platyhelminthes; Trematoda; Strigeidida; Schistosomatidae.